This is a messenger RNA of Brassica rapa (field mustard), 1412 nucleotides long. RefSeq names its product 36.4 kDa proline-rich protein. NCBI's taxonomy places the organism in Eukaryota, Viridiplantae, Streptophyta, Magnoliopsida, Brassicales, Brassicaceae. The record is from RefSeq and is a predicted model, not a curated record.
CUAUCAUAUACCUACUUACUAAGUCGUUUACACAACCCAAACCCUCAUUCUAAGAGAUGGGGUCUCACACACAAAACCUCUCUUUUCUUAUCCUCCUUCUCCUAGGCUUCCUUGCUGUCUCAUUCGCUUGCGAAUGUAGCCCUCCUAAACCAUCUCCGAGACCCCACAAACCGCCUAAACAUCCCGUCAAACCGCCUAAACCACCAGCAGCCAAACCACCAAAACCACCGGCAGUAAAACCUCCUAAACCCCCCACCAAACCUCCCACCCUUAAACCACACCCCCACCCUAAACCUCCCACCGUUAGACCACAUCCACACCCUAAGCCCCCUACCAAACCUCAUCCCAUCCCAAAACCGCCCACCGUUAAACCACCACCCUCCACACCCAAACCGCCCACAAAACCACCCACCGUUAAACCACCUCCAUCCACCCCUAAGCCGCCCACCAAACCACCCACCGUCAAACCACCACCCUCCACCCCAAAACCGCCCACCAAGCCACCCACCGUCAAACCACCUCCGUCCACCCCUAAACCACCUACCCACAAGCCACCAACAGUGUGCCCACCGCCAACACCAACACCAACCCCACCUGUUGUAACGCCACCAACACCACCAACACCAACUCCACCAGUCGUUACGCCACCAACACCAGCCCCACCUGUUGUAACGCCACCAACACCAACACCACCGGUCGUAACGCCACCGACACCAACCCCUCCUGUCGUAACACCUCCAACACCACCGGUCGUAACGCCACCGACACCAACUCCUCCUGUCGUAACACCACCAACACCACCGGUCGUAACGCCACCGACACCAACCCCUCCUGUCGUAACACCUCCAACACCACCGGUCGUAACGCCACCGACACCAACCCCUCCUGUCGUAACACCACCAACACCAACUCCACCUAAGCCAGAAACGUGCCCAAUCGACACGUUGAAGCUAGGCGCUUGUGUAGACGUUCUUGGAGGUUUAAUUCACAUCGGGCUUGGUGGAAGUAGCGCCAAGAAAGAGUGUUGUCCGGUUUUGGGAGGCUUAGUUGACUUAGACGCAGCUGUUUGUCUAUGUACCACCAUCAAAGCCAAACUUCUCAUCGUCGACCUUAUUAUCCCCAUUGCUCUUGAGCUUCUUAUCGACUGUGGAAAGACUCCGCCACCUGGCUUCAAAUGUCCCUCUUGAUGAAUGAAGUGUCUCUCUAUCGUGUUUUUCUUUCUUUCUUUCAAGAAUUUGUUAGUUUGAUAAUCUCUUGGGUGAGGUUAAUUUGCGUGUGUGAGACCUUUAAUCACUUGUUUUGUUGUACAAUAAAAGGCUAUGUUUGGGUUUUGUUGAUGUAAUUCUAAGAAGAAGAAAUAAAAAAUGUAAAACGGUAUAAUUAUCUUUCAACAAAAACAAGUUAAUAUUUCA